AUGACUGAUCUAGAUAGAGACUCUCGGCACCUAUCGAUACAACCGCCGUUUCAUGGAUAUAAUCGACCUAGAGACUCGACCAUAGCAAGUGAAGGAGAAGCAGCUGAUAUAUUUGAUUUAUAUGGCAACGAUGAAAAUGGGCAAAGGGAAAGCUGGAGAUCUUCGACUGGUGGAGAUGAUGCUCAAAGAGAUUCAACGAUUGGACUAGCAAUUGGCAAUCCUAUCCAAGAGGAAAAGGAAGGGGACGAAGAAUGGUCAGGUCCGAUGGCUGCUUUAGGAAUAAACGAUUCAAUGAAUAACAAUGACCAUUCAAGAACAAGGAGAUCAAUGGGUACACCUGAUAUAUCAAUAACAGAUCUAGGUAAUCCGAUAGGUUUAUCUUCUUCAACCCCUCAAAAAAGAAAUUCAUAUGAUAAUCCUAGGAAAUCAAGUGCGAAUUCACAAGAUAUGACCCGUCUAAGUCCACAGAAGAUCAGAAGAUCUUUUGGUAAUUCAACUGAUCACAGUAACGGAAAUGCAAGUAGCCAAUUUAGCGCAAGUACAAGAACGAGUAUCAGUGAUAUCGGUAAUAAAUCAUUGACAAGUGUUAGGACGAAUGGAUCCAAUCAAUAUCCAGGUGAAGAAGAUGAUGCUUUUUAUAUCAGAUCCACAUACGCAAGGCUGGAUAGCGAAGGUGUGCAUGGAGAUGGAUGGGACCCAGGGGUGGAACGUACACGAGGUGGUCCAGGAAUGGGCAAAAGAGCUACUGUAUAUCCAGCGACAAAAGCAGGUGAUAUCGGUGAGCAGGAAAAGCAGUUCUUGGCUAGUUUGGAUAGAUACGGAUUCAUCCACGAACCCCUUCGGAACCGAUCAGAAACUCGAUUAGCACUGAUACCGACAGCACCAUUAACGAAGAUACCUAAAUUACCUUCCUCAUCACCGUUAAAAGGUAAACCACCGGUUGAACCGAACUCUUCAUUCGCACCCACAGACUCGGGUCCUUCAGCCCGACUUCCGUCAAGCCCGAAUAUAAAUUCAAGCGAAGUAGACAGGAUGAAGAAGAAAGAAGCCGAACGUGUUGGUAAAUGGGGUAAAAUGAUGUCAAUCAAAAACAGAGACCAAGGUGGUAACAUUAGUCAAUGGGAAUGGAGAUCAGAUGUCGACAAGAACAAAUUGAUUAAAAGGAUAUACAAAGGUGUACCGGAUAGGUGGAGGAUGGCUGCGUGGUGGACUCUCGCUCAAGAUAAAGGUAAAGGGAAAGAAAAAAAGUCUUCAAAGGAGAUUGGGGAUGAUUAUAGAAACACACUAGACCUACCAUCGACAUUCGACGUACAGAUUGAUCUAGACGUUCCAAGGACAAUAUCAGGACAUACAAUGUUUGUCACUCGAUAUGGAGCGGGUCAAAGGAAUCUAUGGCACGUCUUACAUUGUUUCAGUCAAGUAUGCGAAACAUGUGGUUAUGUCCAAGGUAUGGGUCCAAUAGCAGCUACCUUGCUAUGUUAUUUCGAUCCGGAGCGAGCAUACACUCUUCUAGUGAGCUUACAUGACACAUAUGGAAUGCACGAUAUUUUCGAACCUGGUUUCCCUGGAUUAUUAGAAGCUUUCUACGUUCAAGAGAGAUUGAUGGAGUGGUUAUUGCCUGAUGUCUACGAAUCUUUUCAACGUAACAUGAUAUCAUCUUCAUCGUGGGGUACGAAAUGGUACAUCACAUUAUUCGUUAAUACAGUACCUUUUUCCCAACAAUUGAGACUAUGGGAUGCGUUAUGGUUGGAUGGUCCGGACGUGAUGAUAAUUACCAGUAUCGCCAUUUUAUGGGCGUUCAAGGAUCUACUGGCAGCUCCAAAUGCAACAUUCGAGUCCAUUUUAUCAUUGCUAUCAUCAUAUUUCGUUGCUGAAGAUGAAGACGCUCUCAUGAUAUGGAUUAGGAGAACGAUACAUUCCCAAGGUAUAAAACCUAAAAUGGAUGAAUGGAGAUCGGAAUGGAAACAUCUCGUAAGAGAAGGAAAAAGUACUACUGCUUUGCUGUAA
Kwoniella shivajii is the source of this 2007-nucleotide messenger RNA. RefSeq lists its product as uncharacterized. The coding region runs from base 1 to 2007 and encodes 668 amino acids. The record is from RefSeq and is a predicted model, not a curated record. The transcript has 7 exons. NCBI's taxonomy places the organism in Eukaryota, Fungi, Basidiomycota, Tremellomycetes, Tremellales, Cryptococcaceae.